AUGGACAAAUUAUCGGAUGAUGAACUAUUGUUCUACGGUUCUGUUGAAGUCAAUUUUGCAUAUCAUUAUGGUUCGAUUCAUUUGAGUAGUGGAGAAUCUGAACUCCAGCUUGAUCAUGACACUUCUACUCUACAAUCAUUGUUAUCGGUAUCGGACAACGACAAUUAUCAGGAAUUGGUUCUUCCAGAAAUACCAGCGACAUGUGUUCAAAUAAGCUCGACUAACGGUGGUUUUGAAUCCAUUCCUGAUAUAUUUCGUUAUCCAUUGAUUAAAAGCAAACUUUCAAGUCCGUGGAAAGGAAUCGUUUCUGGUACACGAUCAGCUCUAAUCAAACUUUCAUCAUCAGAAUGGUAUCGACUGAAAGGUUGUGGCAAUGAUACUGACGGUUUUCCAAUAAGACCUGUGUCAGAUUCAAACGACAAAGUCACCAUUCGUGGCUGUGCUUUUCUUCAUUCAACCCAUAGAGAACUAGUGAUGACAAAGUACAUUUCCAAUUUGUUAUCUACACAUCAGAUUGAAUGUGCAAAUAUUCCGAUCGGUUGGUUUGAAUAUCAACCAACUAAUACGACAAUUCACUCGGAUGUUCCAACCGUUCAAGACAUUCAUUUAAACCAAUGGGCAAACGUUUCACGAUGUUGUAUUCUAAUGAAAACAUUAGGCAACAAACGCUUGUCGGAUCACAUUUUAUAUGGUAUCGAACAAUUAUUUUCGCUAGUCGUCUCAAACAAUAAACACACACAUCCUAUUGAUUAUCCAUCUUUGAUUUCGCUAUUCCCUCAAGAACGUUUAACGAAAGGAGAGCAACUUGAACCGUUAUCAACUUGGUUUGCAUCAAUAGCAAACAUCUUACAACCGAUUGAUUACUACAAUUCCAAUUGGCUUCAUCCAUCAGCACACUUUUCGACGCAAAUUCCGACUGAUACUGACGAGCAUCUAUGGGUCAAACAUAUCAAUGUCCUAAACGAGUAUUUACAAACGAAUGGUAAAUUAGCAGAUCUUUUGUGUUCAAUAUAUAAACGAUUUGGUUUCGAAUGUGGAUCUAUUCUUGGUCUAAUGCACUAUCAUCGUAUCAGUUGGGGCACUUACACCGAUGAAUUAGGUAUACAUUGCAAUGCUCAUCCAAAUAAUUUAGUUAUGAAACUAUUGUCAGCAGCAGACUCAUUUCUAUUAGCACCAUUAGAUUUCGAUAUGAGUUUCACAGAGAAAACCUAUCAGCCGAGCCGCAUGAAUGUGAUUUCAUUUGACGAAAUAAUUCAACUGGAAUUAUCAGGUUUUCAAUUGACAUUAGCGGGUGAUUCACAGAUAAAUAGUGGCGUCACAGCUUGGGUUGACAUGCCUGAUUAUCAAUGGACAAGUUCUCGUUGGUUAUUACGAGAUAUUAUGCUAAAUGAAUUCAAUAGGACGUAUCAUGAAACGUGUCAGAAAGGAAGUACAGCCAUGUGCGAGAUAAUUCCCGAUGAGCAGAACUGCGCUGUGCAAGCAUUAAUUCGUCUGGCUCUUAUCAGAACGAUGAGAGAAAUUGCAUAA
Molecule: messenger RNA, 1527 nt
Organism: Adineta ricciae
Lineage: Eukaryota; Metazoa; Rotifera; Eurotatoria; Adinetida; Adinetidae
Source: the annotation of a GenBank genome assembly